This is a messenger RNA of Dreissena polymorpha, 4007 nucleotides long. Its product is annotated as F-box only protein 8-like. NCBI's taxonomy places the organism in Eukaryota, Metazoa, Mollusca, Bivalvia, Myida, Dreissenidae. The transcript is spliced from 6 exons. The record is from RefSeq and is a predicted model, not a curated record. Gene Ontology annotation, molecular function: protein binding; guanyl-nucleotide exchange factor activity. Gene Ontology annotation, biological process: regulation of ARF protein signal transduction. The coding region runs from base 191 to 1042 and encodes 283 amino acids.
UAAAAAACCCGGGGAUUUCCUAGUUUCGCUUUAGAUUGGAAUUUCCGGGCGGCCCGAAUUUCCGGAAAAAUGGCUGCUUCCACGUCAAUUUUUACAACACAACACUAUUUGAGUUUUUGCACCUGUGUGUGAUGCAAACAGGUCAAAGUAGUGGCUAGGCGUGAUGAAUUAACUGACACACAGUGACAGUAUGGGUCAGUUGUUGCAGCGAUUGCAGGAAAGUGGACUGGCAGCAUAUCAGUACCAGAGCGAUGGCAGGAACAGCCACAUCACGGCCCCGAUGAAGUUCCCUGACCUGUCAUUCCUCCCACCAGAAAUCAGCCUCCAUGUUUUGUCCCACCUUGACGCCACUGACCUCUGUUUGGCAGCCUGUGUGUGGAAUGAACUUGGCAAUGAUGAAGUGCUUUGGCAAAGCUUGUGCAAGACAUCUUGGGGCUGUGUCAGCAUAUAUCACGUUGCUCGGAAACAUGGAGACUUCUCAUAUCGCAAGCUGUACCUGGUACUGGAUGAAGCAACUCUUACUUUCAAUGCAGACCCAUUUGGUGGUGAAGACUACCUCAUCAAAAGAGGCCUUGUAGACAACUGUCCAAUGGAAAUAGCAAAAUUCAUCCAAACAACUAAAAAAAUCAAAUCUGAACCGAAACGGCGCUUCUUAGAAAAAAGACGUGACGUCCUUGACUGUGUAAUGCAGCUACAGAAUUAUGAGAAUCAGUUCCUGCCGAAUGCAAUGCGUAAACUGUUCCGGCAUAUAUCAGCUCCAAGGGAGAGAGGCAGCUACCUAGAACACAUCAUUGAUCGGUUUGCAGAACGGUUUUGCAGCUGUAACCCUAAGCUUGGAUUAGAAAAAGACGCGGUGUACGUGUUGUGUUUUUCUCUCAUCAUGCUGUCAGUGGAUCUGUCAAGUCCACACGUGAGAAACAAGAUGUCUAAGCGAGAGUUCAUCAAGAACACAAAACGUGCAGCUACUGGUGUGAAUGAGGACCUCGUAGGGGACUUAUAUGACAAUGUCUAUCUGGUGGGCCAUGUGGCAGCUGCCAUGUGACAGUGGAUAUAUAUCAUAGCUUGAAAGUAGAUAUGAGCCCCGGUCUGGGAAAACUGGACUUAAAGUAUUUGCAUAAAGUGUAGUCCCAGAUUAGCCUGUGCAGUCAUCAUAGGCAAAUCAGGAAUGACAAUUUUCUCUUAGAAUGGAUUUUUUUUAGGAGAUACUUUCUUUAUGUAAAAAUGUCAUAAAAUAAAAAAUUGCUGUCCCUGAUUAGCCAGUGCAGACUGGACAGGCUAAACUGGGAGGACACUACGCACAUUCAUUUAUCCCAGUCUGCCCAGAACAAGGCUAGUAUCUUCACAAUGUUACACAAGAUAUAUAACUUAUAAUGCAGCUGUCAUACGAUGUUUGUUAUUAAAAUCCAUGUCAAGUCUGCGAUGUGAUAUUUUAUAUGUUAACGAUAGGAAAGUCACUAUUUUAACAAUGUGGCACCUGCCAUUGCCAAUUUAGCGAAGCAAGUUAUGAGGCAGCUGCCUUGAGAACUAAAUUUUAACUAUAUGACAGCUGCUUUGUUACAAUGGACAGUAAUCAGUAAUGUGACAGCUAAAAUAUGUCAUUGUAGAGAUUUUGGUCAUAUAACUUGUGCCAUGUGAUAAGGCAGAUAUUUUUUGUCUUUUGUAUGUGAAAAAAAAUCAAAAUUCUAAAUACCAAGUGUCUGAAAACCUAUUCAACCGAGUCAAUUACAUCCUUCUUAUUCUGUUACUUGAUAUAUUGCACAGAACAAAAGGCUGUAUAAGCAAGUUUGUGAUGGUAAAGAAUGUUUUAAGAUAAACAUAUCAAAUCAAAGGUAUCAAAAUGUAGAGAUGUUUUCAAUAUAAUGUACCUGAGACUCCCGUGUUUAAAUUUGAAAAAAUACUCGAAAAAUAAUAAGCUGCUUACCUGUGUUAUUUUGAUACUUCAUUAUCAUUCCUUUAUCACAAAUCCACAUUAGAUGUAUAUUCAGUUUUGCUCUGCCUGUUUAUGUAGUCUUACAAAAAGCUUAAGCAAUCUAUUUGGUCUGACAAAAUCUAAUAACUUGUCGGACUGAAGUUAUAUUUAAAAAAUAAUGUUUAAAUCAGGGUUAUUUUUUUAAACUUUAAAAAGCUUAUUUUGACACUAAAUUGUUUGCAAAUGUCCAUGAAACUAUGGGCUCUAUAAGUUUUGUGAAAUUAUUUUAUUUAGUGAUAGCAUUGAUUUGUUUUUAUCCUAAUUGUUCUGAUGGUGUAAAUAGACUUUUUUUUUGCAGGUCUUCUGCAAAAACAUACUAAUGAAAUCAAUCCAUCCCUUGUGUAUCAGUACACAUCAGCUGUACCCAGUCUUGUUAAAUUGAAUGUACCAAACUCCUAAAUUGAGACCGUAACCAUUUAUUUGUUUCCCUUUGUUUUUUCUCUUUAGAUGGUCAAAAGCAGACUACUAAAAAUAAGUAUACUUAAAAUGAUUUGUAUAAUGUUCUUACUGAACAAUAUAGGAAGUGACAAAUUCAUAAAAAAAUAGACAUUUUAGUAAACUUUCAAUUUCAACUGAUAAUUUCAGAAUUUGUUGCUUUAUUUUUAACCCGGUUUUCCGAAGGAAAAAACUGGUUAUUAGAUUGGCGAAUGCGGGCGGGCUGGCUGGCUGGCUGGCGGGCUGGCUGGCGGGCGGAACAAGCUUGUCUGGGCCAUUACUAUGUCGUUCAUUGUCAGAUUUUAAAAUAAUUUGGCACAUUUGUUCACCAUCAUUGGACGGUGUGUCGCGCGAAAUAAUUUCGUCGAUAUCUCCAAGGUCAAGGUCACACUUUGAGUUCAAAGGUCAAAAAUGGCCAUAAAUGAGCUUGUCCGAGCCAUAACUAUGUCGUUCAUUGUCAGAUUUUAAAAUCAUUUGGCACAUUUGUUCACCAUCAUUGGACGGUGUCUCGCGCGAAAUAAUUACGUCGAUAUCUCCAAGGUCAAGGUCACACUUUGAGUUCAAAGGUCAAAAAUGGCCAUAAAUGUCCCUUGAGAUAUAACCUUCAUAUUUGGUAUGCAUGUGUAUAUGGACAAGGCCUUUCCAUACGCACAACAAUUUUGACCCCUGUGACCUUGACCUUGAAGUAGGGGUCUGCGUUUAGGUUUCAAAAUCUGCGUUUAGGUUUCGAAAAAUGCUCUUAACUUCUAUGUCGCUUGAGAUAUAACCUUCAUAUUUGGUAUGCAUGUGUAUAUGGACAACGCCUUUUCAUACGCACACAAAUUUUGACCGUCUGUCCGUCCGUCCGUGUGUCUGUCCGAAAACUAACGUUGCUCAUAACUUUUGCAAUAUUGAAGAUAGCAACUUGAUAUUUGCCAUGCAUGUGUAUCUUAUGAAGCUGCACAUUUUUAGUGGUGAAAGGUCAAGGUCAUCCUUCAUGGUCAAAGGUCAAAAAAAAAAAAAUUCAUGUGCAUAUCUCCAAUGUCAAGGUCGCCACGACUCAAAAUAGAUUUAUUUUAAAACAAACUUACAAAGGGGGUUAAUUUUCUUUGUUCAUUUCAAAAGUUCAGUUUGAGUUGUCUCCCUUUAUCAGAUUUUUUUUCACAAUGAAAACCUGGUUUUGUGACAAUUUUGUCCCUUGUUUGUAAAUUCAUUAAGUACCUUAUUUCAAGAAAAUAAGUUCUACAGUUACGCUGUCUGUUUAUAAAACCACAAAACCGUAAGUGAAUGUAUAGUGGAAAGUACAGCUCCUGACGUGACUGCAAAUGCACAGCUAGUCUGGAACCAAGCUGGCUACAUUGAGCAUAAAACCCUUUUUGUAUGAUGCAGCUCAUUUAUAAUUUUUUUUUGUUGAGAACCUUUAAUUCUAACAGUAUUUUGAGAAGCUAUUGUUCACUUUUUUGUGUUGUUGAUGCAACACACUCAUUAACAUUUACUUUGUGUGUUUUUAUGUUAUGUUUAUAAUUAGAUAUAUGUUACUUUUAUUAAUCUUGUUUUGAUAUAAUUUAUUAAGUGCUGUUUUACAAGGUUGUUUUUGUAUUUUGAAGUAAACAAAGUAAACCAG